Messenger RNA from Drosophila guanche, 3463 nucleotides. RefSeq lists its product as uncharacterized. The coding region runs from base 91 to 3393 and encodes 1100 amino acids. The transcript has 4 exons. The record is from RefSeq and is a predicted model, not a curated record. NCBI's taxonomy places the organism in Eukaryota, Metazoa, Arthropoda, Insecta, Diptera, Drosophilidae.
GGACGUGCAAGGACUUUGGCUGCCUUAAGCUUAUGAAUCGCUGACGAGAGUUUGGGUAGCAUCAAGAGACGAUUUCCCGCUCCACCGAAAAUGCAGUGGAAAAUUGCAAUUCUAAUUAUCGUAUUAGCCGGCAACGUGUCGUGCAUAAGAAAUGCAAACGGAAAUGACAAGCAGCGCAUUUCCGUAAAGUUGAAAAACUUCUUUCCCUCAGAGCCGCUGCUCAAUGAGGGAGCCACCAAGGAGGGCCCGCCACAAAUCUCCGCACGCGUCACCUCCAGCUCGGGCUUUCGACCCUCACAAAUGCUGGAGUUUACGCCUUCGGAUGUGAUGCCCAGCGGUGGACUCAAUCGGUAUCCUCCCAGCUAUCUAGCGCCCAACUAUCAGCAUCAGUUUCCCAGCUCCCUGAAGCAGUCACCGGCGGCCAUGGACAAGCAGUUCUCAUUCCCCGAAGAGUCAUCGGGGGGCUACAACCAGCAGCUAGGCAGCACGCCGAUACCCACAACGCCGAUUGUCAGCUACCUGGAUCCGUACACCCAGCAGAACUAUGGCUAUGUGCAGACAGCCACUCCACCCACAGUGAUCCAGUAUCAGCGGGAACAACCCGACGACGAUCAGGUCUACACGGUGCAAUCCUCGCUGCUGGUUGGCAGCCAUCAGCCGCAGCCUCAGCGACCACGUCCUGGAUUUGUGGACGAUGUUUAUCUUAAGCGUCCCGGCUAUGUCUUCGAUGAGAGCCCCGCGUCGGCGGUUUAUCGCAGACCCACGAAAGCACCGCCUGCGCUGCCAGCGCCACCCACCACAGCGUCGCAUAAAAUUUCAUACGAUUCGCAUGAUUACCCACCGCCAAGCUAUGCAGCCGAGCAGACAUCCAAUUUCGUGCCCCAAACACUGCCCGAACGGCCGCUCUACAACCGCCAAGACAUCAAUGACAAUCGAGCAGAGGCCCAACGACCCCAGCACCAGUCCAGGCCUCCACCAUCCACGUCUAAUUAUGCAAACAACUUUGAUAAUUAUUUGCAGCGGCCACCACCCAGCUACCAGGGCCAGAGCCAGAGCCAGAGCCCGAGCCAAUCGUAUGCCCAACCCCAGUCUCAGUCUCAGUCUCAGUUGGGAGGGUCCAGUCCGACGCACUAUCAAUACGAGCCGCUGGCAAGACCCCAGCCAGGAGUGGGACAUGGACAGGGACCAAGACCAGGACACAAUUACUACGAGUAUCAAAUUGGUGAGAUACCGCCACCGCAAUCCCAGCUAGGACAGCGACCGAGUCAGUACCCAAACCAGUACCAGUACCAGCAGCAGCAGCAGUUCAACUAUCGUCCUGGAGCAGGGCCAACGACAUAUCGACCCAGUCAGUCGUCGGGCAGCGGUGGUGGUGGAGGUGGUCUGGCCACUCUGGCAUCGCUGUUCAGCUCAACGCAGCAGUACGCACCGCAAUUUACGAACCUUCUGCUAGGUGGAGGUGGCGGCACAGCCUCCCAAUCACAAUCCAGCCCAUUAGGCAGUCUACUCGGCGCAUUCGCUGGCAAUGGAUACCAGCAGCAGCAGCAGCAGCAUCAGUAUCAGAAGCCUCAACAGGGACGACCACCCAACACACAACUCAUUAGAGCCCUGGAGAACAUCGCACGCAACGACGAUUUGGAGUGUGUGCCCAAGGUGCUCUGCCAGAUGAUUGCCGGUCAAACGUUACGUGGCCAAUUGCCAGGCUUCAUUACGUCCCCAGCCAUAGCCAAUUUCCUCACUGGCUUUCCCGUCGCCUCACCCGCUCUCAUCUAUGGCCGGGCUGCCCUGCUGGGACUCAGCGGUGGAGAGCGCAGCUGCCUGCAGAGCUAUGAAAAGUGUCCGAAGAAUGAGAUGGAAAUCAUUCACUAUCUGAACAAUCAUCGUGGGGGCUUCUUCAAGUUCUUUAGCGAGCCGGAGGAGCAGCCGGUGGCGGCGCAACAGAGCGAAGGUGGCGCAAGUUCAUUCUUUAGCAUCCUCUCAGCCCUGACAGGCGGAGGUGGUGGCCAGAGCCAGGUGUACACCACACCGCGACCUGUGGCACCCAGACCACGACCCACGCAGCGGCCCAGCACGGACAUUGCCAGCGGCAUUGGCAGCUUCUUCAGCCAGCUACUGUCCGAGUACCUGAAUGGCGUGGAGUACCAGCGCAGGAGGAGGCGGCGAAGGAGAAGCCUGUUGCCAACGGAAAUUAAACGCGCCAUUCAGACGGAUGAUGCCAGCCUGAUGCCAGUCGACUUUCACGACGAGGAGGACAGCCUGGACACGCAGUCGGGGAGGAUGGUGAAGUUCCAAGACGACGAUGAGGCGGAGGCCGCCCAGGCCCACACCGAGCUGAUUGGAGUGCUGCAAUUUCCCGAGGACGAGGGUCGCGUCGUCAACUUCAAGGACAUUGAGAGUGAGGAGGUGGAGCAGUAUCAGGAUGGUGCUAUCCGCUUUCCGGACGCCACUCCGGCGGAAGCACAGCGCAACGACCAGAGUAAAAUUAUCCGCGAGUUCAAUCGCGAUGCGGCCCAGCGCAAAUUGAGAUUUCCCCAGGAAAGAGAGGAGGAGGCGGAGGCGGAGGCGGAGGCUGAUGGAGCUGUCAGACAGGCUAAGCACUUGGCUCUCAUGGAGGGUUGGCGCGCAGUGCUGCCCAAUGGCCUGAAUGAGGCGGACUACGGUGUGGACAAGCGACGCGGCAAGAGGAUUGUGUUCAGGGAUACCAACGAGGAACUGGACGAGCAGGCAGCUAAUGAGGAGAGAUACAGGGAGGAGCAGCAAAGGGAGGCAGAAGAAAUGAUCCGAGAGGAACGCAUUAGAGUGGAGCACUUGAGAGCGGAACGAGUCAGAGAAGACGAACUCAAAGUCGAACGUAUCCGCGAGAUUCAGCUGAGAGAACAGCAACUUCGGGAUGCACCCGAGCGCUAUCCACUGAAUGCAGUCUACGAGGAGGCAGCGCCACCCCAGCGAGGAGCACGAGUCAUCUUCCCCGAUCACUAUGAGCGCUAUAUACGCAAAGGAAAGAUACUGAAUCGACCCACCUAUGCGCCCAGCUACGAGUACAGCGAUCGGAGGGAGGAGAAGGAAGAUCGUUUUGUGCUGAGCAAUGAGCACAGGCCCGGUGCACACUACCGCCUGGAGGCGGGCGACUACCCGCAGCCCAACACCCUGAACCAAGGCGAGUACAUGCCCAGCAGCAGUACGGUGCGCUUUGGGGAACCCUCGAAUGGUCCUCCCGCUCCACAGUACAACUAUCCCAAUGUGAACUACAUCGGCGACAAUCGGUAUGGCAGCAGGCCAAGUCAGAAGCCCAGAUACGAGGACGACAAGAACAUUUACGUGACGAAUUCGCAGGGCGUCAAUGAGUACUACAUACGACCCGAUGGCAGCAAGGUUUACCUGAGGGCGGGCUAGGGCUCGAAGGCUAAGGCGUUGCUCGCACCAAAACCCCACUGAGAGGCAGGCCACACAAAUAGUCACAUAA